AUGAAGUCGGAACAACCGACAACAAAGAAAGAGAGGAAAUUAAUGAAUGGGUGUGAAAAAAUUUUUCACAAGCUUUCCCAGUUGAUCAACGAAAUUGAUGAAAUGGACAAGAAAAUCGAAAUGAUGGAACAAUGUGCCACAGCAAGAACGGCUCGCUCGCAAGGAAAACAAUCCUUAAACGCUUUUAUCGGGAUGCACAGUUAUGAAAAA
Molecule: messenger RNA, 210 nt
Organism: Mesorhabditis belari
Lineage: Eukaryota; Metazoa; Nematoda; Chromadorea; Rhabditida; Rhabditidae
Source: the annotation of a GenBank genome assembly